GGCUCCUUUCUUUCUUCUCCACAUUCUCGCUUCCCUCCCUGUUCCCGCUCGGUCCCCGCCGGUGUGCUUCCCCGGGAAUCUUUCGCCGACGAGGUUCCCGAGGGCCAUUGUUCCAAUUUCCAGAUUCACCCCAAUCCGUUAACUCCCUCGUCCUCUCUAUUUCCGAUUGACGUCCCCCGCUAUCGAGCUCGAAAUCUUCAUCGGCGGUUUUUGAAUUUAUUUCUCUCGGGAGUCAACUGUUUCUCUGUUGUUUUGUUCUUUCUUCCCCCCCUUCUUUCGAUACAGAAGCUGGGGGUUAUAGUUCUCGGAAUUGGACCGGUUGCUUUCGCAGAUGGCUAGUCAAAGCAGUUCUUCUCGAAGGAGUCUGUCGUCGGUGCCGGGGAGGAGAAAAUCCUUUCAGAAUGGAGCCUCUGAGUCUAAGCCCCGGAAAUCUCUAUCCUCUUCGCGCCCGCCAUUAACAGGAGAGCGGACAGUGAAAUCAUUACGACUAUCAAAGGCUUUAACCGUACCUGACACAACUACUGUGUCUGAAGCUUGCCGUCGGAUGGCUGCUCGCCGAGUUGAUGCCCUGUUGUUAACUGAUUCUAAUGCUUUGCUUUGUGGAAUACUUACAGACAAGGAUGUAGCAACAAGAGUUAUUGCUGGUGAGCUUAAUCUUGAAGAGACACCUGUUUCAAAGGUUAUGACAAGAAAUCCAAUAUUCGUCCUUUCUGAUACUCUUGCUGUGGAAGCCCUCCAAAAGAUGGUGCAAGGGAAAUUCAGACAUUUACCGGUGGUGGAUAAUGGAGAAGUUGUUGCCUUGCUUGACAUAGCAAAGUGCUUAUAUGAUGCUAUUGCGCGCAUGGAAAGGGCGGCUGAAAAAGGAAAUGCCAUUGCUGCUGCUGUUGAAGGUGUUGAAAAACAUUGGGGGACAUCUUCUUCUGGCCCUAACACAUUCAUUGAGACUCUUAGGGAGCGGAUGUUCAAGCCCUCUUUGUCUACAAUCAUUUCUGAGAAUUCAAAGAUUGUAACAGUUUCACCAACAGAAUCAGUUUUGACAACAACAAAGAAGAUGCUUGAACUUCGUGCAAGCUGUGCAAUUGUGACACUUGAAGGAAAAUCUCAUGGCAUUCUUACUUCAAAGGAUAUCUUGAUGCGGGUAAUUGCACAAAAUCUUCAACCAGAGUCAACUCUUGUUGAGAAGGUCAUGACUCCCAACCCACAAUGUGCAACCAUUGAUACUCCAAUUGUUGAUGCACUUCACACUAUGCAUGAUGGAAAAUUUUUACAUCUUCCUGUGGUUGAUAGAGAUGGCAAUGUAGUUUCUGUAGUUGAUGUGAUUCAUGUUACUCAUGCUGCUGUGGCAACAGCAAGUCAGCAGGUUGGAAAUAGUGGCAGCUUUAACACUGAAGCUGCAAGCACCCUGAUGCAAAAAUUUUGGGAUUCAGCCAUGGCGUUAACUCCAAACGAUGAUGAUGAUGACACCAGAAGUGACGGUUCCUUGAAAUUGGCUUCUGAUGGAGGAGAUACUGCAAAGUCUCUUCCUUAUCUUUCGUCAAGCAUGACAAAUACGUUUUCCUUCAAAAUACAAGAUAAGAAGGGACGGAUGCAUCGAUUCACAUGUGAUACUCGGAAUUUGACAGAGGUUAUAACUGCUAUCAUUCAGAGAGUCGGUAAUGAAAUUGACCCGAACAACCUGCCCCAAAUUCUGUAUGAAGAUGAAGAUCAUGACAAAGUUAUAUUGGCUUCAGAUAGUGAUCUUGCUGCAGCUGUUGACCAUGCAAGGUCGACAGGCAUGAAGGGAUUGAGAUUGCAUCUGGACUACUCAGGAACAACUGGUCGUAGGAGGGGUUCUGGUUCGGGAAGCUUGGAUUACGCUAAAAGUUCAGAUGCAUGGGCUUCAGCAUACAGCGCUGUUGCAGCUGGAGCUGCAAUUGUUGCCGGCUUAGGCUUGUUAACAUACUUGAAGCGUACUUCAUGAGAAUGAGAGGAGCAGAACGGAAUCUGGAUUUGAGUUCCAGUAGAGACCAACCUGAAGUUGAAUCUGGAACGCUGGAGCAGUGCAGUCUUUGCGCUUGCCACUCUGUAUAUGCUAAAUUAAUUUUUGUACGAGUGUAUCUGUUUAUACAUGAAAAAUCCAAAUAUACUUGUCAUUAUUUCAUUCCGAUGCUCCUUAUUAUGUACUUUGGGAUGCAUCAUCCUUGGAUGCUUUGUAUACCAAAAACAAAGGAUGUGCAGCUUUAAGAUUGCUGGGGAUUGUGUGCAAGGAAUAAGUAAAGAAUAAUCAAGAGGUUGGCUUUUUUUGUUUGGCAUUGUGGGUUCUUAAAGAAUCAUUUGAUCAGUUUUUGAAUUGAUUGACAUUGAUAA
Messenger RNA from Neltuma alba, 2346 nucleotides. Its product is annotated as CBS domain-containing protein CBSCBSPB5. The transcript is spliced from 15 exons. The record is from RefSeq and is a predicted model, not a curated record. NCBI's taxonomy places the organism in Eukaryota, Viridiplantae, Streptophyta, Magnoliopsida, Fabales, Fabaceae. The coding region runs from base 332 to 1960 and encodes 542 amino acids. Gene Ontology annotation, molecular function: protein binding.